Corticium candelabrum is the source of this 1628-nucleotide messenger RNA. RefSeq lists its product as uncharacterized. The record is from RefSeq and is a predicted model, not a curated record. Lineage: Eukaryota; Metazoa; Porifera; Homoscleromorpha; Homosclerophorida; Plakinidae. The coding region runs from base 55 to 1464 and encodes 469 amino acids. The transcript has 4 exons.
UACAAGUUGAAGCAAUUUGGCAACGUCGAAUUUGAUUUCGCGGAGUAGAUUGUCAUGUGGACCUUGCUGUUGUUGGCGUUUGUCGUUAAUGUCGCGUGUUUGUGCGUCUUCUUCAUCACUGGUGGUCUGGCAGUCUUGAUGGCCGAUGAUGCCGUCGUCGCUGACGUGCUGCUUGGGGUGUCUGGUCUCUUCAUGCUACUCACGUCAGUGACGUUUGCGUUGGCUGUCAAGGUAUGGGUGAGCUGGCACAACCAGAAGAUUGGGAAGAAACAACAUGAUGAAGUUGAUGCGGAUUCUGAGUUACACAGUUUUGUCAACAUUGUUGAUAAUAUCGCACACGAGUUGGAAUCUGAAGGACUGAAACCCAUAAAUUGGGAUGCAUUUAUUGUCUUGACUGUAGAUGGUCUGUUGUUUUGUGGAGCAUUUUACACUGUUUUCUGGGCUUUUCGAGAAAGAGAAUACUAUCUUUUGCAGGCCACCCAACAUCUACAGAUUACAGACUACAGUCUAAUUAAUGGAUUGGUAGCUAUAUUGACACCUUUCCUUCUGUUUGGUUCGUGCUUUUGUACUGCAGUGAUGUUUGAGCACUUGACAUACGGUCACUGCACAUUGAGAGCUAUAAUUCCGGUGCUUUUGAAGUGCGUCAAACUAAGAAAGUACAAGAAUGACCUUUAUUGGGAGCUGGAGGACAUGUUCUUUUACAAAAUUGUGAUGUCAAAAAACAGAAAGUCAUUGUGGCAUGUUGACAGGAAUGUCAGCUCAUGGCUGUUUUGGUUGGUCAUUAUUCUGUCACUUCAGCUGUGUUUCACGUAUUUCUUUGAUCAGGCAAUUGUUGAGUACAGAUACUCUCAAUUUUGCAUCAGGGGAUUCGACUGCUUUGUGCGUGAAAACACAACUGAAUCACUCUCAGAUUAUCAAUGUGACCAUCUCAUCGAUCUCUUUGGGAAGGGAGUUUAUUGCUUUCGGUUUAGGCAGUUACGUCAUCAUGAAGAUGUUAUGGGGACUCUGUCUAAAACCUUUGCUUUCUAUUUGUUUCUGAUGGCUCUUUUUCAAAAGAUCUUUAGUGUUGCAAAGUACCUGUUUUCACUGCGAAAGUGCAAAUGGUGGGGGAGCUUGUUUAUCAUUGCUGGGAUUGGAACUUGUGUGUGUGUUGUUGUUCUUGCUGCUGUGUGGAAUGAUCUGCUGCUCUUUGCGAAUGUUGUCAGUUACAUUCAGAUCAUUUAUGGAGCAUUGUUCUGCAGCAUUAUUGGAGUUUUGAUCUUGAAAAGUGGCGGGCGAAGUGAUUUCAGAAUUCCUUCUAAUUACGAUUUUAAUGCUCAGGAUAAAAGAAAGGUUGACCAACAGAAGAUGGUGAGUCAUAGUGGAGACAGUUCACAAGACCAAGAGCUUCAUCAAAGGAAAGCAGCAGGUCAUGAUGAUCACGAUGCAGGUGAUGGUGGUGUUAUCAACUCAACAACAGUGUAAUAGGUUACAUCAGCUAAUUGCCUUGCUGAGAAGGGUAGAUAUAUUUUACAAUAGAGAUGUAGGUAUCUAGCUUUGUCACCUCUAGAUUCGAUCAAAUGAAUAUGUUGCACUAUUUCUAUUAAAAUAGUUCUCAUUUGCAGCUCUAAAUUGAAUAAAAUUGUACU